UGAGCGCCGUCAGAUCGAAGGACCUUUGUAUGCAGCACAGCAGCAAGCUAGUCCUUUUAGCUUCUCUGAUUCUGUAAACACUGUUUAUUCCACAAAAGUUUUUUGCAAAUAAAAAUGUAGCGUAACUUUUUCACAGCAUUAGUGGACGCGGGGUUCGGCUGGCCUUGUUUCCUAACAGAAGAUCGGGAGUUUAUGUGAGAGUACUGGAUAAAAAACAAACACUUUCUUGUCGCCGAAGCUGCGCAGUUUCGUUUCUGCGGAAACAUCGACGGCCCGACCCACCGGAGUUUAUUCACUCACACCGGCUUAUUCUGCUCAAAUAGUCUUUUAAAACUGUCAUGGGCCUGACUACAACUUAUUUGUAUCAUAACAAAUAGUAACAAUGAAAAGAAGAAAUGAUGCAGCGCUUACUCUGCUGCACGGGAAAAAGAGAUGUCUUGAUGACAGCAGUUCAGAUGAAGAGUCACAACCCGCUCAAGACGUCAGCCAAAAUGAGUCCCUCAGUGACCCGGAGGAUUACCGGCCGGGGUUGUCCUCACACCCCGUCUCGCCCUCAGAUGACCCCAAUCAGAGCUCCUCACAGUUUUCUAUGUACAACAGCGUGUCGCAGAAGCUCAUGGCCAAGAUGGGCUUCAGAGAAGGUGAAGGUUUGGGAAAGUUCGGCCAAGGACGUAAGGAGAUCGUGGAGGCUUCGACCCAGCGAGGCAGAAGAGGUCUCGGCCUCACACUUCAGGGUUUCCAGGGAGAGCUCAACAUUGACUGGAGGGAUGAACCGGAGCCCAGCGCCAUGGAAACCGUGCAGUGGUUCCCAGAAUGCACUACAGAGAUGCCGGAUGCAGAUGAGCUCAGAGACUGGAUGACUCUGGGGCCGAGAAAACUGAAAAUCGAAGAUGAAACUGAGUUUUGUGCUGAAGAUCUCCUGCACACUCUGCUAAGAUGCAAGUCCGUUUUUGAUGACUUGGAGGGCGAGGAGAUGAGACGAGCACGGACACGCUCCAACCCUUACGAGACCAUCAGGGGAGGCAUCUUCCUCAACAGAGCAGCCAUGAAGAUGGCCAACAUCGACUUCUGCUUCGACAGCAUGUUCACCAACCCGAAGGACUCCCAAGGGAAAUCUCUGACGAAGGACCGUGAAGGCGAGCUGCUGUACUUUGGGGACGUCUGCGCGGGGCCUGGAGGCUUCUCGGAAUACAUCCUGUGGAGGAGGCGCUGGCACGCCAAAGGGUUUGGAAUGACGUUGAAAGGACCCUGCGACUUCAAGCUGGAGGAUUUCUAUGCGGCUCCGAGCGAGCUGUUUGAGCCUUACUACGGUGAGGACGGAGUCGACGGCGACGGGGACAUUACUCGACCUGAAAACAUCACUGCCUUCCGUAACUUUAUCAUGGAAAGUACAGAGAGAAGAGGACUGCAUUUCCUCAUGGCUGAUGGGGGUUUCUCUGUUGAAGGUCAAGAGAACCUCCAGGAGAUCCUGAGCAAACAGCUGCUGCUCUGCCAGUUCCUCACUGCUCUCUCCACUCUGAGGACAGGUGGUCAUUUUGUCUGUAAGACAUUUGACCUCUUCACGCCCUUCAGCGUGGGUUUGGUCUACCUCCUCUACCUCUGCUUCGACAGGAUCUCCCUGUUCAAACCCGUCACCAGCAGACCCGCUAACUCUGAGAGGUACGUCGUGUGUCGCGGUCUGAAACCCGGUUCUGACGCCGUCAAAGACUACAUGUUCAGAGUCAACAUUAAACUCAACCAACUCCGUAACUCGGACUCGGACGUCACAGAAGUGGUGCCUCUAAAUAUCAUAAAGGACGACCCAGACUUCUACCAGUUCAUGGUCGGCUCUAAUGAGAGCCUCUGUGCGGUCCAGAUUAAGGCCUUGGCUAAAAUCCACGCGUUUGUCGUCGAGCCGACGCUCUCGGAGCCGAAGCAAGCUGACAUCCGGAAGGAGUGCUUGAAGCUUUGGGGAGUUCCAGACAAAGCCAGAGUGGCUCCUUCUUCAUCAGACCCAAAGUCGAAGUUUUAUGAGCUCACUGAGAACGCAGAUGUGAAUCUGUUCCAGUCGAAACUCACCCCCCUCAGCUCCAGCACGCUGGAGAAGCUGCGCUCCAUCCUGGACUACAGGUGCAUCGUUGGAGGUGGAGAGCAGAUCUUCCUGCUUGCAAUGGGGAAGUCUCAGAUUUACACGUGGAAUGGGAAGAUGCCUCUCCGAUGGAAGAAGAUGGAGAAUUUUAAGCUGGAGCUGCCAAGAGAUACACUCCUGAGUGUGGAGAUCGUGCAGGAGCUGAAGGGGGAGGGGAAAGCUCAGCGCAGAAUCAAUGCAGUUCAUGUUAUGGAUGCGCUGAUACUGAACGGCACCGACGUCAGAGAUCAGCACUUCAAUCAACGGAUCCAAAUGGCUGAGAAGUUUGUGAAGGCGGUGGCCAAACCCAGCCGACCAGACAUGAACCCCAUCAGAGUGAAAGAAGUUUACCGUCUGGAGGAAAUGGAGAAAAUCUUUGUCCGGUUAGAGAUGAAGGUGACGAAGAGUUCGGGAGGCGUCCCUCGCCUGUCGUACACCGGCAGAGAUGACCGCCACUUCCUUCCCACGGGCCUCUACAUCAUCAAGACCUUCAACGAACCGUGGACGAUGGGGUUCAGUAAAAACUCCAAGAAGAAGUUCUUUUAUAACAAGACCACAAAAGAAUCGACUUAUAAUUUACCGCCAAACUCUGCAGCUCCUUUCCACGUUUGCCAUUCUGAGAGUCUCUUCUGGGCCUGGGUGGACGGCGUUAUAGUUCACGACUCCCAAACCCGGAUCGACCCGGAGAAACUGUCCAAAGACGAACUGCUGUCCUUCAUCCACCAACAUUACCAACCCUGAAGACGGAGGACACUAGUUCUGGAGCGCAUAAACCUUCAGAAUCUGUUCAUUUAUUUCACUUUGACAUCAGCGAUCUCUGAUCUUUAUCGAUCUCCUUCAGUCACCGUGAAGACUGCAGGAGUUUGAAUCUGACGUGGGGAUUGGUUUGUUGCCUGUUGUAGCAGAGAUAUGUUGAAAAACCGGUCUGCCUUUUCACUUUUUCCACGAGUCUUUGAGUGUAACGAACAGAAAGAUCAAGAAAACUCUGCUGUUGUUUCUGCUUUGCUGUGCAUGUUCAUGUAGACUUCUUUGUAUUCUUAGGUUUUUCUUGGUUGAUCAUACUAUUAACAGCAGGUAGAGUGAUAAAUACAACCGUUUUUAAAGCACUGUAGCUUCUUAUAUCCCUGCUGUUAGUGAAGUUUCUCCUGAAACUCAUGUUCCUGAACCCAACAAACAUCAUCUGACUCAUCAUUUCAGCUCAAAUGUACAGCAGAUAUCUCCCCUUUAGACUCCAUCUGCUAUGAAAAGUGUGACUGACUUUAAUUUGGGAGUUUGCUUUAAAUUUUUUCAUGUUUACAUGCUAUGUUUUAGCUUUAGGUGACCCCUCAGAAUCUGAUGUAAAUAAUACAAAAAUAAACAAAUAAAUGCAGUUUAAUGCACAUAUUAGGAGCAAAACCCUUUUUCUCUUUUCGUUGAAGUGUAAAAGCCUGGUUUUUCACUUUGUGUUACAUUAGUUUUGGGGGGAAACAGGUUUUUUUGUUUUUGUUUUCAUUAAAUUUGCUAUUUGUUCAAA
Oryzias melastigma (Indian medaka) is the source of this 3620-nucleotide messenger RNA. RefSeq names its product cap methyltransferase 1 (gene cmtr1). Gene Ontology annotation, biological process: 7-methylguanosine mRNA capping. Gene Ontology annotation, molecular function: methyltransferase cap1 activity; protein binding; nucleic acid binding. The transcript has 24 exons. Gene Ontology annotation, cellular component: nucleus; cytoplasm. The record is from RefSeq and is a predicted model, not a curated record. Lineage: Eukaryota; Metazoa; Chordata; Actinopteri; Beloniformes; Adrianichthyidae. The coding region runs from base 383 to 2848 and encodes 821 amino acids.